This is a messenger RNA of Humulus lupulus (European hop), 1357 nucleotides long. RefSeq lists its product as uncharacterized. Bases 122 to 1240 code for a protein of 372 amino acids. Lineage: Eukaryota; Viridiplantae; Streptophyta; Magnoliopsida; Rosales; Cannabaceae. The transcript has a single exon. Gene Ontology annotation, cellular component: endoplasmic reticulum. The record is from RefSeq and is a predicted model, not a curated record.
UAAUAAUAAUAAUAAUAAUAAUAAUAUAUCGUUAGGAUUUCCAGAUUGCAAAGAAACAAGCUUUUAACAAAAUUUUCCUUUAAAUUCCAAAAUAGUCUACAAUUAAUACUCAGUCCUCACUAUGUCUCAACUCACCCUCCCAACCCCAUCAAAUCCUUCACUCUUCUCCUUUCUCUUCAUCGGCUUCCUUUUCAUCUUCUUGGCUCGUGCCCCGACCCAAACCCUUGCUCGAAAUCCCCACACCAUCACCUUCCGAUCCCCAAAUCUCUACCCAGAGGGCAUCACCUGGGACCCAUCAGCCCAACACUUCAUUGUCGGUUCCAUCCGUGACCGGAAACUUGUCUCCGUCUCCGAUGCAGGCGUUGCCGAAACACUAAUCUACGAUCCAGAUCUUCCCGAGAACGCCGCCAUCGGUGGCCUCGCAAUCGACUCCGUCAACAACCGCGUCCUCGCUGUCGUCCAUGCCUUCGAUCCACUCCCUCCCUUCGACGCCCUAGUCGCUUACGACCUCCGCACGCGCCGCCGCGCGUUCCUCUCGCUUCUCCCAUCUGACGGAGAACAGCGUCCGAUCGCGAACGCCGUCGCUGUUGAUUUCAAAGGCAACAGUUACGUCACCAACUCGGCCGGGAACUUCAUCUGGAAAGUCAACGACCGAGGAGAGGCCUCGAUCUUCUCCAAGUCGCCGGCCUUCACAGCCCACGCCGUGGACCGAGACUCUCCGUUCAGCUUCUGUGGCCUAAACGGCAUCGUUUACUUCAGCAAGGGUUAUCUAUUGGUGGUUCAGAGCAACACUGGGAAAAUGUUCAAGGUUAAUGAGGACGACGGUUCGGCCAGAUUAGUCCUUCUAAACGAAGAUAUGCCUCUCGCCGACGGAAUUGCCGUCCGGAGUGACGGCGUCGUUUUCGUGAACUCGCCGAAGAAGCUUUGGGUCUUGAAAAGCCAGGAUAGCUGGGGAGAAGGAGUGGUAUAUGACAAAAUUGACCUCGAUGAAAAGAGGUUCCCAACUUCGUUGACGGUAAGGAGUGACGAUAUAUAUGUGGUAUAUGGGCAUGUGUUCGAGGGCAUGUCGGGAAAUUCAGGUAGGGAGAUCUUUGGAAUUGAGGAGUUGAGCUCGGAGAAGGAGAACAGAGAAGACAGUGUUUGGAUAUUUGUGUUAGUUGGGUUGGGUUUGGCCUAUUUCCUGUUUUGGAGAUUCCAAAUGCGUCGGCUUAUCACCAAUGUAGACAAGAAAAUCAAUUGACAUAUUUAUAUAUCUUUUUUUUUCUUUCUAGCAUGUGAAUUUUGGUUAAUGUAACAGAUGUAGAUUCUAUUAUUAAGUUUUCCGUUUCAAUUUGAUUACUUUGAGUUUCGACUAUAA